This is a messenger RNA of Cydia amplana, 1900 nucleotides long. RefSeq names its product putative inorganic phosphate cotransporter. Bases 171 to 1697 code for a protein of 508 amino acids. The record is from RefSeq and is a predicted model, not a curated record. Lineage: Eukaryota; Metazoa; Arthropoda; Insecta; Lepidoptera; Tortricidae. Gene Ontology annotation, biological process: monoatomic anion transport; transmembrane transport. Gene Ontology annotation, cellular component: membrane. The transcript is spliced from 7 exons. Gene Ontology annotation, molecular function: transmembrane transporter activity.
CUAAACAUCACUGUUGCGUUCGCGCAGACUCUUCGAGCGCUCGCAUUCUAUCGCUAACUCCGUGCCGGCGCCUACCUACAAACUGCUUAACAAAACGUGAAAUGAACGUGGUAUUGUGAAAAUAAAAAGUGAAUUAGUAAAUUGAACUUUGAUAGUUAUUUGACAACGAAAUGGCUAUUUUAACUUUUGAAAAGUUUACGGGGGUAGUGCCCGUGCGAUUUAACGUAUGGGUAAUGCUGUUCACGAGCUGCUGGGUGGCUUACAUGCUGAGAGUCAACAUGAGCCUCAACAUCAUCGCAAUGGUGCCACAAGUCGAAAGCAAUACCACGUCACAUUCUCAGUGUAACGCUAAAGAUGAUCCAAUAAGGAACGAAACUUUGAGGCAUGCUGACAUCGCGGACGUCCGACAGGCUCCGAGACAGACACCUGGCGCCGGGUCUUUCGACUGGAGCCCUGAGCAGCAAGCCCUGAUCCUCGGCUCGUACUUCUGGUGCUACCCCGUGACGUCAUUAGUGGGCGGCAUGGCGGCGGAGCGCUGGGGCCCGCGCUACGUCGUGCUGAUAACGACACUUCUGAGCGGACUGUUGACCAUUAUAAGUCCCGCUGCGGCCCGCCUGCAUUAUGUCGCUAUUGUCGUCGUGCGGUUUUUACUCGGCAUUGCUGGCGGUUUCAUCUACCCAGCGCUCCACGCUUUAAUCGCAAGAUGGGCGCCACCUACAGAAAAGGGAAAAUUCGUCAGCGCAAUGAUGGGAGGAACCAUGGGCACUGUGAUGACUUGGUCUGUCACUGGUCCUUUAGUGGAGAAAUUCGGGUGGGCCUCAUCUUUCUACGUUCCAGGCGUGUUGACUUUGAUCUGGUGUGCAGUGUGGUGGUACAUUGUGGCCGAUUCGCCGGCAGAACAUCCGAGGAUCAGUGAUAAAGAAAGAAAGUACAUUCAGGAUGCUCUGGGAGACAAAGUCAAGAAAUCAAAGGGUCUCCCGCCGUUCAAGAGCAUUGUGACAUCAUUUCCUUUCCUGGCCAUGGUUAUAUUGCACUACGGAAAUCUUUGGGGCUUGUAUUUUAUAAUGACAGUGGGGCCAAAGUUCGUGUCAAGCGUGCUAGGCUUCCAGCUCUCAGCUGCCGGUGUCAUAUCAGCACUGCCGUAUUUGGCCAGAUUAUUCCUGUCGGCAAUAUUUGGAGUGCUAGGGGACUGUAUUUUGGCGAGAAAUCUUAUGACGACGACACAGAUUAGGAAAUUAUUUUGUUUGUUCUCGCAUAUAAUCCCUGGGCUGUUUUUGAUAUUGCUGGUGUACGCGGGGUGCUCGACGGCAUUGUCGGUUGCCUUGAUUACUCUGUCGAUGGGGGCCAACGGCGCGGCGACGCUCACCAACCUGCAGAACCACCAGGACCUCGCACCGAAUUACGCCGGGAGCUUGUAUGGAAUUGCCAAUGCCAUUGGAAGCACUGCUGGGUUCUUCACCCCGAUGAUUACAGCCUACUUUACAAGGAAUGGGAAUGGCUUUGAGCAGUGGCGGCCAGUAUUUUUCGUCGGAGCCUCGGUGUAUAUAGUGUCAGCCAUCUUCUUUAUAUUCUUUGGAACUGGAGAGACUCAGGAGUGGAACUUUCCUAAAGAGAAGGAGGAGGAGUCAGAUGGCAAAUCAAAGAAGAUCGAUCUCAAAGAUGCGAAAGACACUCCACUUAGUGUAAUUAGUUCCUAGUAAUAUUUAGAAAAAAAUGUUUAUCAAAUUUAGCUUUAUUUAUAGGACUUUUAAAUAUGAUAAUGGUAUGAUCGGAGUAUAAACCUAUUUCAUGAAUCGACUUUAAUCAUAAGGUUAGGUAUCAGUUAGUAGAUAUGUGUCAUUUAUGAUGCCUUUGAAACAUAAAGAAGUAAGUAAGCCAUUAUUUGCCAUUAGACUUGUUU